Tyto alba (common barn owl) is the source of this 2108-nucleotide messenger RNA. RefSeq names its product anterior gradient 3, protein disulphide isomerase family member (gene AGR3). Bases 141 to 689 code for a protein of 182 amino acids. Gene Ontology annotation, molecular function: dystroglycan binding. The transcript is spliced from 8 exons. Gene Ontology annotation, cellular component: endoplasmic reticulum. The record is from RefSeq and is a predicted model, not a curated record. Lineage: Eukaryota; Metazoa; Chordata; Aves; Strigiformes; Tytonidae.
UGUUGCUACACAGAGACCUGAGCUGCUCAGGUGUUCUGUGCUUAAAUCACACUGAUUUUUAACUAACCAGUUCAAGAAAAAGGACCUUCCACCAGGGGAACUGAUUGCUGCUGUUUCCUUGCUGCAUUGAAAGGGAAAUAAUGCUCCAUUCAACAUUGGCCUUGUCCCUCCUGCUAAUUGCUGUCUCUUCCAACCUUGCGAUGGCAAUCAAAAAGGAAAAACGAGCACCUCAGACACUGUCAAGAGGGUGGGGAGAUGAAAUUACCUGGGUACAAACUUAUGAAGAAGGGCUUUAUCAAGCGAAAAAAAGUAACAAGCCACUGAUGGUAAUUCAUCACUUGGAAGACUGUCAAUACUGCCAAGAAGGAAAGGCAGCAUUUGAGAUGGACUUCAGAAUGAUCAUGUCUUUUCUAGCACUGAAGAAAGCUUUUGCAGAAAAUGAAGAGAUACAGGAAAUGGCCCAAAAUAACUUCGUUAUGCUGAAUCUCAUGCAUGAAACCACAGAUAAAAACCUGUCACCUGAUGGACAAUAUGUACCUCGAAUCAUGUUCGUAGACCCAUCUCUCACAGUAAGAGCUGAUAUCACAGGAAGAUACUCCAACCGGCUUUACACUUAUGAACCACAAGACAUACCAUUUUUAAUAGAAAACAUGAAGAAAGCACUGCGCCUCAUUCAGACAGAACUGUAACCAGCAACAGUGAAAUGACCAUAGCCUCUACGAGGUGAAGCUGCACUAGGAAACUUCACAUUUUAAAAUAUAUUAGUUAACCUCUCUGUCUCUACUAGCAUUUUGAACUCUUACCAAACAGCUUUGGUAUAUCAGAUUUCGUAAGAAAUUUACAUGUACAAUUUGAAGAAUAAACAUAGAAAGACUAUCAUGUCCAUUUGGAAAACAAAAGGAGAAAUCUAUUAAAGACUGAAAUCAGUUAUCUGAAUAAUUGAAAGUGAUGGUUUAGGGUGCAGCAACUUUGAGCUUUAUUUUAUCAAUCCAACUAUGACCUUAAGUCAUCCAUGACUUCUGAUCAAGAGUUAUAAUGAAUCUUUUUGAUGUCUAUUUGCAGUUUCCUAUAUAAUAGAUGCAUCUCAGCUCCUAAUUUUUAUUUUUAUUGCAAGAAGCUUGUAAAUUGCUAGUGUAACUCCAGUGCAAAUUUAUGUACUUAUUUCUCAUUAAAGGAAAAGAAACUUUGUUAGUAAAUCAGUUAGGAUGGCUCUUCCUACAGAUUUUGGAUUAGUUUUUAUAGAAAAAAAUCGGCAAUCUGGGCUUAGCUUUCUUCUGUGUAAUUCUUUAACUAUCAUUCUGAUAGCUGAAAACAGAACAGACAUUUCACACUAAGCAUGUGGUCUCAGUGAGGUGAUAAUCAUCAAAUAGCAACUACAGGUUUCGCUAUGAUAGAAACACAGUGAAGCAAGAGAGAUCAAAAGAAAAAGUCCCAGAACUCCACACCUGAGGCCAAGUGAUGCUUGUAAAAUCUGGUAUGGGAAAAAUUAACAGGCUUGUCCUAGCUCUUUUCAUUUAAAUGGCACUUGAGUCAUAUGAAGCUCAUCCCAUGUCAUUCCUUCUUUUUCUGUAGCACCCCAACCCAGACAUCAGAGUGGCAGCUUAGUGUGGGGACCUGUACAUACAAAGUCUUCAUAAAUUUUCCCCAGGGUCACCAAAUACAAGGGCAGACACCUGUUUUAAGCAAAAAAGUGAAGGCAGUUGAAAUAGUUUGUCAUCCUAGCAAUCUGCUUUUUCAUUAGAGCAAGCUAGUAAGCGAUUCCUCUGCAGUAAGAGCAUGUAUGUUAUAUUACAUGCUAAACACCAGCGUCACUUGUUUGUGCUACCUGCCAUUUCCUAUGAUGCUGCAUUUAUACACAUAUAAAAGAUGAAGGAAGGAUCUUUGCAGGACAGCUUUGCUAAUUUGAAAUACCUUGUAUUAAUUUGUCAUGAAUGAGUUAUAUUGCACCUAUCUGUCUUCAUAAUUAUAUAACUUUGAAUAUAAGUGUAUAUUCUAACAGUGGUGAUAAAAGAGGAAAAAAUUCCUGUAUUAGCCAUUAAUAAUAUAUUGUCUUCAUAAUCAGUUAAGUGAUUUUUUUAACCUAUGAGAGAAUGUUAGAAACAAAAUUA